Molecule: messenger RNA, 1797 nt
Organism: Rhinocladiella mackenziei CBS 650.93
Lineage: Eukaryota; Fungi; Ascomycota; Eurotiomycetes; Chaetothyriales; Herpotrichiellaceae
Product: phosphoribosylaminoimidazolecarboxamide formyltransferase/IMP cyclohydrolase
Exons: 4
Coding region: 1-1797 (598 amino acids)
Biological process (GO): 'de novo' IMP biosynthetic process
Cellular component (GO): cytosol
Molecular function (GO): phosphoribosylaminoimidazolecarboxamide formyltransferase activity; IMP cyclohydrolase activity
Source: RefSeq, a predicted model, not a curated record
AUGACCUCUCAGAAAAUUGCUAUUUUGUCUGUCUAUGACAAAACCGGUCUCCUGGAUCUCGCCAAAGGUCUCAUCAAAAAUGAUGUCCGUCUUCUGGCUUCCGGAGGCACGGCUAAACUGAUUCGAGAAGCCGGUUUCGAUGUCGAAGAUGUCUCCGCCAUCACAAAAGCUCCCGAAAUGCUUUCCGGUCGCGUCAAGACCCUUCAUCCUGCUGUCCAUGCCGGAAUCUUGGCACGAGAUCUCGCCUCCGAUGAGAAGGACCUUGCCGAUCAGAACAUCAACAAAGUGGAUUAUGUCGUCUGCAACUUAUAUCCGUUCAAGGAUACCGUCGCCAAGAUCAAUGUCACCAUCCCUGAAGCCGUGGAAGAAAUCGACAUUGGAGGUGUCACCCUGAUUAGAGCAGCCGCCAAAAAUCAUACCCGAGUCACGGUCCUCAGCGAUCCUGAGGACUACCACCAUUUCCUGCAGGAGCUCGACAAGGGCGACAUACCAGAAGAAAGUCGUCAGAAGUAUGCUCUCAAGGCUUUUGAGCAUACCGCCGACUACGAUGCGGCCAUCUCAGAUUUCUUCCGCAAACAAUACGCCGGCAAUGGGAUUCAACAGAUCUCCCUCAGAUACGGGGCCAAUCCUCAUCAAAAGCCUGCUGCUGCGUUCGUCCGCAACGGCGAGCUUCCAUUCAAGGUCCUGGGGGGAUCACCUGGGUAUAUCAAUCUUCUUGACUGCUUGAACGCCUGGCCUCUCGUCAAAGAACUUAAGCAGGCCCUUGAAUUACCAGCUGCGGCCAGUUUCAAGCACGUGUCUCCUGCUGGCGCCGCUAUUGGUGUCCCUCUCACUGAAACGGAGCGAAAAGUCUACAUGGUUGAUGACAUCCGUGGAAUCGAGGAGUCCGGUUUGGCCCAAGCAUACGCCCGAGCUCGAGGCGCAGAUCGAAUGUCUAGCUUUGGAGAUGUGAUUGCCCUUUCUGACAAAUGUGACGUACCCACCGCUAAGAUCAUCUCGCGAGAGGUCUCCGAUGGCGUAGUUGCACCAGACUAUGAUCCGGAGGCUGUCGAAAUCCUGAAAAAGAAGAAAGCAGGUAAAUAUCUAGUAUUGCAAAUGGACGAGACGUACGAACCUCCCGCACAAGAAACUCGCACCGUAUACGGCAUUCAGCUGAGCCAGGGACGAAAUGACGUGAAAAUCUCUCCAGAUGAGUCUUUCAACUCAAUCAUCCGCCCAAAAGACUCUCCCCAAUUAUCCGCCUCGGCUUUGCGCGAUCUCACAGUGGCCACUAUCGCCGUAAAGUACACCCAGUCAAAUUCCGUCUGCUAUGCGUUGAACGGUCAGGUCAUCGGUCUCGGUGCUGGGCAACAAAGUCGCAUCCAUUGCACUCGAUUAGCUGGUGACAAGGCGGACAAUUGGUGGAUGCGAUUUCAUGAGCGAACUCUUUCAAUACAAUGGGCCAAAGGGGUCAAGAGACCCGAAAAGUCCAAUGCCAUCGACAUGCUUUGCUCAGGUCAGGUGCCACCUCCCAGUGAAUUUGAGACGAAAGACUACGAACGUAAUUUUGCCGAAGGCGGUGUUCCGAAGCCAUUUUCUGCCGAGGAGAGACGGGAGUGGCUGGAUAAGUUGAGCGAGGUGGCCGUGUCGAGUGAUGCUUUCUUCCCGUUCGUCGACAACGUGUACCGGGCUGCUCGAAGUGGCGUAAAAUAUAUUGCGGCUCCAACAGGUUCACAGAACGACGGUGCUGUCUUUGAAACAGCUGAAAACCUUGGGAUCACAUUUAUUGAGCAGUCAGUGCGCCUGUUUCAUCAUUGA